Molecule: messenger RNA, 5363 nt
Organism: Hydractinia symbiolongicarpus
Lineage: Eukaryota; Metazoa; Cnidaria; Hydrozoa; Anthoathecata; Hydractiniidae
Product: germinal-center associated nuclear protein-like
Exons: 37
Coding region: 896-5287 (1463 amino acids)
Biological process (GO): mRNA export from nucleus
Cellular component (GO): nucleus; transcription export complex 2; cytoplasm
Molecular function (GO): RNA binding
Source: RefSeq, a predicted model, not a curated record
CAUUGUACCUUUCACAUUGAUCAUUUCCCUGAGAGUUAUAUAGAGUAGUUCUGUUGGUGGGAACACCUUUUUCAUGAAGAAACUGUUUUAGUUCUUUACUCAUGAAUGAUGGAUCUCGGUCAGAAUGAAUGUAAGGCGGCAUUGAGAAUAAUAUACACAGACAUUUCAGACUGUUGGUGUUGUCAUGUCGAUACACGAAAAUGCAAAAGGGAAUCUUCAGAACUCAGGAUGUAUUUAUUUUGCGAAGAACUUAGUAGUGGUCCCCUAAAAUCUAUAUUGAGAUGUUUAAAUGGCUACGUGGGUUUUAUAAGAUGCACUUUUGUUGGUCGGAAAUGUUGUGGCUUGCACUCACAACAUAUUCAUAACAGCUAUUAGUGAUACACUUAACAUCAACAUCUGAGUAGGGGAGAUUCUUGCUGCGAACGAAUGCACACAUUCUGGUAACUCCAGAUGACAUAACCAAUCAUGUAAGUCAGUUAAAAUACUGGUAUUGAUAGUAGAGCAAUACACAAAUGUAAAUGAAUCUGGAAUGUUAUUUUCUUCUUCAGGUCGGUAGUGAAUAUCAAAGCUGUAGCAACCAAGCUCCAAACGCCAACGAUUAAUGUUGUCAUUUUUGAAACAACGUUUUUUGUCAAACAUGCAAGCAACACAUUUUUGAUUGGUUGUCAAAGUGAAAUGGUGGCCAGAUAGGUAGCGUUUCCAAUGGCGAACAGAUUCUAAAAUUGCACAAGUCUUUCUCAACUGCUGGAUACUUCAGUUCGGAGCCAUGCAUUGUUCUGAGAAAGAGCUAUAUUAGAAGCAUCAGUUUCUAAUUCGAAAGAAACGGAUUCAUCUACUGAGCAUACUACAAAAUUUGCAAUAUCAAGUUACAGGGCAAAAAGAUGAUUCAUCACAAAUGCCUUGCAUAAUUGAAGUCAGGAAUAUACCAAAAAAGUUUUUGGCUGAAGAAUUUUUACACUCUCACUUUUCAAAGUUUGGAAUAAUUGUUAGAGUUGAUAUAAAAGUGCAAACCAACACUGCUUGCAUAACUUUUUUAAACCGUGAAGGUGCUAAAUCUGCUAUGCAGAGUGGAAACCUAUUGGAAGAUGGAAAUUCUGUUGAAGUUAAUUUUGUAGGGUCUAAGUUAAACAAGCUACUGGAAAGGGAUGCUGUUAUGAAAUUUUGUACGGAAAAUAAAACCAAGAGACGGAAUAGCUUUGAUAAAUUUAAAACGUUAUUGGCAAAUUUGGUGCAAGAUUUACAAUUAGUUGUUUGUUAUGAUUCAAAAUCAAAAUUUGAUGUUUUGGAUCAAAUUGAUAAAGCACUCCGGAAAGGUCUUAAACGUGACAGAGAAGAAUACAAAGCACUUUAUGGAAUAUGCAUGGAUAUGUGUCCUGAGAAGGAAAGAUACAUGCGAGAAGAUAGAAAUCAAAUCAGCUACUAUGAGCAAAAAAAUCAAGAAGAUAAUGUAGCUUUUAAUUCCAAUAAGAUAGACCACAACAGAGCAAUUAAAGAAUAUAGUCGUUCAUCUGCUGAUCAAGAAGAGCCAUUGCCCCAUGAAUUACGUCCAGCAUUCAUUUUAAAACAGACAAUGAAUUUUCUAAUUCAAAAUUUCAUUAAAGAAGAGUUUACACAGAGGCAAGAUUGGUUUGAUUUCAUAUGGAAUCGUUCAAGAGCCAUAAGAAAGGACAUCACACAACAGAAUCUUCAUUGCUUGAACAGCAUUGAAGUAAUUGAAAAAUGUGCCAGAUUUCAUAUCAUGUGUUCUCAUCACCUCUGCGAACAUGACAUGCAUGUGUUUGAUGCAAAGAUAAAUUUGGAAAACCUGACAAAGUGUUUGCAGACAUUGAAACAUAUGUAUGAAGAUACAUCCAAAGAAAAGAGCAUGCCAUGCAAAAAUGAGGCGGAAUUCCGUUGUUACCAAAUUUUGUUAAACUUGAAUAACGGGGAUAUACUAAGGGAAGUUAUGGCGUUCAGUCAAAAUGUUCGAGAUUCAUAUCCAGUGCAAUUUGCACUGCAAGUUUUCUCUUCAGUUCAGGAGAACAACUAUAUAAAGUUCUUCAAAUUGCUACGACAAACAAGCUAUUUGAAUGCAUGUUUGAUGCAUCCAUACUUCAUACAAAUAAGAUCAAUUGCUUUGAAACUAGUGGCACGUGCAUUUAGUGUACCCAAACAGGAUAUUGGGUAUCCCCUCGAAAAAAUAAAAGACAUUUUGUUAUUUGAUGAUGUCAAAAAUGCAGUUGACUUUUGUAGUCAUUAUGCUUUUGCAACGGACAAUGCAAAUGUUUAUCUCAAUCGAAUAUCGUUUAUGACACCAGAUGAUAGCUUUCCACGUAAAAAAUCUGUUGUAAUAUCAAACAAGUGCAUGACGUCUUUGGCUGAGGUUGUCAUGGGUAGUGCUUUGCUCCCUCUACCUAGUUAUACGCCAACAAAUAGUUUCUCGUUGACUGGUCACUACAUUGGAGUUUAUCACAAGCUUGAUUAUGCUUCUGAUAUGAUUGACGUACUAGAUAUGGAAGAUGAAACAAUUCUUACUAAGGUGAAAGAGGUUGAAGCGGAAGCACCUGUUGGCUUCGCCACUGCGGCAUCACAAAGUAUACCUAGUGUGAUUGUUAUUGAGGAUAGUUCUGAUAAAAUACCACAAAAAGAUGAGUCUGCAUUUAUUAGUCAUAAUGUUGAUGCAUUGGAUUUGCGAGAGAAACUCAAACGGAAGCGAACACAAAAUAACGAUCCCGAGUUUGUUGUAACAAACGAAGACAUAGAAGAUGCGAAUGUGAAUGAAGAUGAAAAUCAUGCUACACAGCAAGAACCUCACAUAAUGAUUUUAAGAGAAGACAUUUUAAUUUUUAGUAAAGACAUUAUCGAUGAGGAAAUAUUCUUUGUCGUUCAAGAUGUAAUAUCUGAAGUAUUCACCGAUAUAAAACACGAACAACUGCAAUCAGAGGGUGCAUGUCAGCAGUUGUUAGCAAUGACCUGUAUUCAAGAGGCUCGUGCUACUGUCAUGGAAGUUAUAGAAGAAGAGUGGUCGAAAAACAAAAAAAAGCAGGCCAAACUCUUCGAAGAAGAAAUUAUUACUGCAUGCACCGAACUCAUCGCUGGUCACGUAGAAACAAUGUUAAAAGGAUACUGUCAAGAAGUAUACAGAUAUCAAAUCGAACAUAUAGACAACUCUGUGGAACAGGUUACAACGAAUGCGUUUGUUGAGAACACCAUAACGUUAGUGGUUAAUCGAGAAGUUCGUUCCGCCGCUGCAAAUGCUUUGGAAGCGACAAUGGCUGAACGAAAAGAAAACUUAUUAAUGUUGAAACAGCAAUUUACAAAUGCAAAGAUAAGGAAAUUGUUUCAUCAAUGGAUGAGAGCUUUCAAAUACCAUACUUUAAUUCUAUCCACACUACAAGAGUUUCCUCCGUUGGCGCCAUUUAAUUCGACCACGGAUGUGUUACGCUUGCUUGAUCCCAACAUGUGGAAACAUCGAAAUAACCGUCUCUCCUUUGCAGAAGUCACAAAGAUGGAGAGCGAGCAAAGUUAUAAAGGUGCUCUACGUUCUUACCAACUUCAUAAUGAAAAAAUACGUGACAUCCUGUUAAAACCGAUUUUGCUUGAGUCACUCUUCGAAGACUUUUUACGGAAUGCUAGUCUCGACCGACGGUUUGCAAAAAAAGAUGCUUAUUGGAGACUUGUUAUAAAUAGUUCGGCUAGUUACGACGGGCCAGACACAACUUUAUCUCCAGGUUUAAUUAUGAAAAAACUUCGUAAUAUACCUGAAAAGACUUCAAGAAAUAAGAUCUUCAAUGCUGUUAUUAAAAAAAAUGGAGAAUCUUCAGGUUAUUUAUCAAUCACGAAUAUACCUCCACGCGUGAAACAUGGAAUAGAGUGGUUGUAUGGAAACUCAGGCUUAAUGUUUAUUGUUAAUGUUCCCCACAAUCCCUCCAUGGAGUUUUGGACAAGGAAUGCAGCAGCAAUAACACUUUUGUUGAGAUCGAGGGAAACAGAUGCCGACAUUCCACUUGCUGUGAUUGUACUUACCAUGCAUUAUGUCACAACAUCACAAGCUAUCGAUAACCUGAAAUUACGGCAUGUGUUGGAGGGUGGAGACACAAUGCUUAAAUGUGUGGUAUUUAACAAGAAUGUAGUCGACGCGAUAGAUUUUAAUAAAAGAUUGCAGUCUGUUUUUGCGUGGCUACUUCAAAAAUCGUGCCCAUACCUUCCUAUGACUUCUAAAACGAUUCUUGCUUUUGUCGAAGAAGUUAUGGGUUCAAUGUUUUUCAAACUAUUCCACGAGUACUGUCUACAUUGUAGAAGCAUGGUCUUGCCUUCCCCUAAGCCCAACGACAUUUUGGCAUUAUACAAUAACGUUUUACAAGAAAUAGCUUUUUUUGUUGAGCGAAGUGAACCUCGAAAUCCUGAACUAGAUGAAGAAGAUGAUAUUUUUUGGAGCGACAGUAGUGUUUUGCAGAAAGCCCGUGAUUUGAUACUGCGGUUAACUCUUCCUUCGUUGCCAAAUUGCGAUGAGUGUGACUGGGAUGCAUCAUACGAAACCUGUCUGCAAUAUGUCCAUCACGUCUUUUCCAACACAACGUCAGUAUUAACCAACAGAAUCGACUCUCUAUUGAGACAAAAGAACCAGCGUCUUUUCCCCUGGUCAGACGUUCUUGAAUUGUGCAUCAUCAAAAAAUUGAGUUCAAUGUAUCCAACUGCUGCAGAAGAAAAUAGUUUUAGCAACAUCGUACAUUAUUAUGAAGAUGAUGUAAAACAACUGCGCGUAAAUAACCCUCUUAAGUUACACAUAAAAGAUUUUAGUAUGUCAAGAUUGUCAGCCGAAAAUAGUAACAUUUUAAAGAAGAGAAAAUACUCACGCGAACAUUUGUUGAGAGAUUCCAUCGAAAACAUUAAUGCAGAAUUGGAAGAAUUAAACGAGAGCUUCAAGCGAAAACGAAAAUCACCGUCUCGAUUAUCCAACAGUUAUGCAGCAACGGCACAAGUCCAAGAUUUAUUAAACGAGACUGUUUCUUUGUGUCGAAAUGCGAAAAAGGAAAAAGAAUUUAAUAAGUGUCGAAAUUCAGCCAGGCUAAGUUUUUUUCGUGACGCGUGCUACACAACAUCAGAAAGAGAGGAAACUUCUAGAAGUAGAUCUUUUUCACCGAGUUACGAUAAAUCUCCGUACAAUGUCAUACCUUUUUCAAAAAGAAGAUUCUUCAAAUCAUCUUUAGAAAACUCUGUAAUGGACUGUUUAGAGCUAAUCGACAAUACGAAGACUCGAGUUCAAUCCAAUUUAGAAUACUGGCAGAAAAUCGUUGAUGAGAGAUGAAAAUGGACAUUUUUAAACAAUUUUUUGCACUUUUGUAAAUAUGAUUUUUGUGAGCACAAAGAGUUUUCGUUCUGAA